Harpegnathos saltator (Jerdon's jumping ant) is the source of this 1643-nucleotide messenger RNA. It is a transcript of the gene Dph2, whose product is annotated as Diphthamide biosynthesis 2. Bases 263 to 1621 code for a protein of 452 amino acids. The record is from RefSeq and is a predicted model, not a curated record. Gene Ontology annotation, biological process: protein histidyl modification to diphthamide. Gene Ontology annotation, molecular function: 2-(3-amino-3-carboxypropyl)histidine synthase activity. NCBI's taxonomy places the organism in Eukaryota, Metazoa, Arthropoda, Insecta, Hymenoptera, Formicidae. The transcript is spliced from 5 exons.
ACACGUAUUGUAGAAUGACCUCUAGUCGUCGGAUGUAUAGUGUGAAUUCUACAUAAAGCUACAAAGAAUUCAUCUACAGAAGCAUGCAAACUAUGCCUUUCGCAAAAAUGCUAUGAGAGAAUUGGAGAGAAUUUGACAGGAUUUCAGUUUAUAGUAAAUAAACACAAACAAUUUUUUACGCCAAUUAAUCAUCAACAUUUCUCUCAAAGUUGAUUUCUUUAGAACCGAAAAGCUUAAAAAAGGUGAAUUACAAGUUGCCAAAAUGACAAGUGCUGAAGAUGAUCCGUAUGAUAUAGAAAAGUGUGCACAGUGGGUCCAGACGAAUGCAUUAAAGCAGAUAUGUCUACAAUUUCCGGAUAAGUUAUUACCAGAUGCUGCAAAAGUUGCAUUACAUUUAGAAAAAAAUAUAGGACAAAAGGUAUACAUCUUAGGGGACACAACCUGUGGUAGCUGUUGUAUCGAUGAAAUAGCAGCUCAACAUAUCAAUGCAGAUGGUAUAAUACAUUUUGGACACGCUUGCCUUAAUCCUACCAUUCGUUUGCCAGUUUUACAUAUUUUACCAAAGCAGCAGUUUGAUAUAAAGAAGUUUAGCAAUGAAUUCAAACAAGUUUUUCAAGAUAACACAAGGAAAAUUGUAUUUUUUUAUGAUGUGGAAUAUGCAUAUAAAAUAGAACAUGUAUAUAAUAUAUUGAAACCUAUGUACAAACAUAUAGUUUUGUCUAAAUUAAAUUGUACAUCAAAUGUGGAAUAUACCGAUGCAAAGACAACUCCAGACCAUGUAAUAUUGGGCAGAAGUUAUACUUUAGAAGAUGAAUAUAGUAUACAAGAUUAUGAAGGGUUCUUUUUGGGAGAAGAAGGGAAAGCUCUCGCAAUAUUAGCAAUGAGCAUACCUGUGAAAAGAUGGCAUUGUUUUACAAAUAAUAAAAUUAGUGAAUUCGAAGCAUCAAAUGUACCUUGGUUAAAACGAAGGAGGUUUUUAGUGGAAAAAUUGAAAGAUGCCAAAACUGUAGGCAUUGUGGUAGCCACAUUGGGUAUUAAAGAAUACCUGAUGGCUACAAGGUUAGUCAAAGAAAUUCUUAAGCAAAAGAAUAAAAAAACUUAUACUCUUUGCAUAGGUAAAAUAACCCCUGCUAAACUUGCAAAUUUCCCAGAGAUCGAUGCUUUUGUCAUAAUAGCUUGCCCAGAGAAUGAAAUAUUCGACUCGAGAGAUUUCCUACAACCCAUGCUUACACCGUACGAAGUUGAAUUAGCGUUUAACAGUGCCAGGAAAUUCUGUCUGCAAUAUUUCAUGGAUUUCCAGCAGAUAUUACCCAAUGGCAUUCACUAUGUUGAUUUUAAACCAUCGAUGGACACUGAUAUUUCCCUCAUUAGUAGCGAUGUCAGAAACUGUGAUGAUAAUACCUUUUGUACAGACCAAAUGAAUGAACUGACGAUUCGUUCAUCAGGUACUGUUGCUAUCGGUAUGACUGGAGCUCAGUUUUUGCAAGAUAGAUCCUGGAGAGGUGUCGAACAAAGAUUAGGCGAAGAUCCUGUACAAUCGGCAGAAAUUGGCCGUGUUGGGCUGGCAUGUCAAUAUACAAACGAGCCUCUAAAUACAGAGAAAUGUGAUACACUAACAUAAUAAAUGCUAUGUAACAUUUUUA